Molecule: messenger RNA, 1555 nt
Organism: Wallemia mellicola CBS 633.66
Lineage: Eukaryota; Fungi; Basidiomycota; Wallemiomycetes; Wallemiales; Wallemiaceae
Exons: 3
Coding region: 139-1512 (457 amino acids)
Source: RefSeq, a predicted model, not a curated record
CAACAGGCAAGUACAAGGUAAAGCAAAGUAGACAGCCGGACUGUUUGCACUCACUCUCACUUAAUCAACACGUAUCAGUAGUAGUCGUUGACCGACAGAAUCAGCAAUCGAAAAGUAAUAAACGCAGGACGUUUUAGAAUGUACACCAACGAAUCAAGAUACAGAGAGCACUUUGUGACUCCAGUUUCAUACGAUCCUAAGGCAGCUCUGGCGAAAGUGGAUGAAAUAAUUGAAGCCAACAAGCGAGCAUUUGAGAAUAGGAUGGGCAACGGCCUCGGACUCGGGUUUGAAAUUAGUGAUUAUAGAAUGAAAGAUGUAAAGGAGAACGCGCCAGACGCUCAAGAGUCUCAUGCAUUACAAACCAAUGAAGAGCCAGACGUGAGCAUCAAUAGCAACCCUCAAGAGAGAAGCAUGUCGGCUGAUUCUGUCCCAACACUCGUAUCGGAUUCUGAGGAGUCCUUUUCGACAGAUGAGAGUCUUGUAAUCACACCGGACAGGCAUGUAGCAUCUACAAUACGCCCAGUUGACAAGAAGCAGCGUGAACGUCCAAUCCACUUGACUUUACGCACUGAAGGAGGGGACGAGGAGGAAGAGGCCAAAGAAAACCUCCUCGAUGGUGAAGAUCUCGCAAAGUAUUAUAGGUCGCACUCCCGUCAGGGAACUCCUACAAGUCCAACCCCGCAACGUCGCAACGUAAAAAUGACGAAAGAUUCACAGGAAUCCAAACCUGAUUCAAAUGCGAUUUACAGCUCCUUCGUCGCUGCGAGGAGAUCAAAAUCGUUAGACAAGAAGGCGACUAUACAGCGCUCACUUUCUAUCCAAACACCUUCCAAACCAUCCACGAUCGAGCUCACAAAGCCGAUCAAGAAUACAAUCAAAGAAGAAGAUGAAGAGAGUGAAAACCUAGACUGGCUUGUUCCACUUAUUCAACACGCCAUGCCAUCAAAGAGAACUCGCCCACCGCCUAUUUGGGCGCAAUACGCGAAAGUGAAAGGACUCUCAACAGAUGAUAACUCUCAAGCGAGCACGAAUGUUCAUUCAGUCCUUGAUAGACCACGUCCACGUACUUCUUCCUAUGCAUUUGGCAGCGGUACAGUCAAAACUGACACAUCGCGAAAAUGUUCAGAAAAGACUUCAGUCGUCGCGAUGAAGAAAGCUCAGCGUAAACCAGACGCUAGGGAUCUUUUUGGGGAUAUACGCAAAGAUGAAGAGUUACCAUUUCCUUCAAGUUACGCAAGCUUGCCUAUGGGUCCUAUGCCUUCGGUAGACCGUCGCUCAACGUCAUCCACCGGUGUUGGAGGAUCGUUUGAGAGGCUUCCAAAAGACCGUUCUGUAACACCGAGCGACUUGAUAAAGAAGCGUAGCAGUAUGAAUGACGAUCCAACAUCAUCAACGGCUACAAUGCCAUUAUUGCCUGAAUCACAGGCAUUGCGCGAUCUGGAGAAUAUGCUGGUCGCCUACACCGAAGACGAAGUACUGAUGCGUUUAUCUAAUAUGUUCCAAGUCUAUUAAAUACUUUGUACUAAUUAAUUUAUUAAUGUAUGUUGUGUCUGCC